CUUCAUCUUCUUCGCCAAACUCCCUCGCGCUCCGUUUCCUACUUUUCUAGGUUUCGCCGUCGCCUGUGGCGAUGGACGUCCCUAACAUCGACGAGAUCGCCGCGUCAUUACGGAGCUGCUCUCUGGGCAGAGCCGACCGGACUCCGUCGCCGCCGCCGCCGCCGCCUCCGCCUCCGCCUCCGCCCGGGAAGAUAACCGUGGACUUGAACUCGGAGAUCCCCCUUCCCUACCACUGGGAGCAGCGACUCGACAUGCAGACAGGGGAAAUCUACUACAUCAACUGGGAGACCGGCGUGAGGACCAUCCUCGACCCUCGCUCCGCCGGCACCUCGACGUAUUCAUCGAGCUACUACUACUCCGACGAAGACGAAGUCUCCGGCACAAGAAGCGGCAGAGGCGGGUGCGACGAGGAGGAAGAAGAAGACGGCUACGAUGAGACAGUCGAUUCCGACGAAGACGAAGCCUUUGGUACCGGCAGCAGCAGGAACGGGUGCGACGACGAGGAGGAGGAGGAGGACUCUAGCGGCGAUGACGGAGAAACCCUCAUCGCCGCCGGCUGCAACGCCUGCUUCAUAUACUUGAUGGUCCCUAAGGGCGCCCCCGCCUGCCUCAAGUGCGGCGGCGCCCUCAUUCACCUCGGCGACUACCUCUGAGAUUAAAAAGAAUCAGAUUUUAAGGAACAAGCUUCCAUUUUCUCCGUAAUUCCAUUUCUCCCACGGGAAUUGCUUCUGUUCCAUUCUUCCGGUGGAGAGCUGGCUGUGGCAGUGGUUUCGUCGGCGUCCAUAGAUGAGCUUGUGAUCUCUGCGGAUGAGAUUUUGAUUCCCUAUUUUGGGUGUCGGCUUUUGAUCCUACACCUGCUGCCAAUCUGCUUGCCGCCUGAGUGUAGGACGUACGCAGAGUGAUA
Messenger RNA from Zingiber officinale, 904 nucleotides. RefSeq names its product proline-, glutamic acid- and leucine-rich protein 1-like. NCBI's taxonomy places the organism in Eukaryota, Viridiplantae, Streptophyta, Magnoliopsida, Zingiberales, Zingiberaceae. The transcript is spliced from 2 exons. The record is from RefSeq and is a predicted model, not a curated record. The coding region runs from base 72 to 653 and encodes 193 amino acids. Gene Ontology annotation, molecular function: protein binding.